CCGGCACGUAAACAUCAGCAGCGCCCUCUAUGGCCCCGUUUGGAAGCAAGACCCUGACAGCAACAAGGGGGAGGUCCAAUGAAGGCCCUCGAAGUGAUAGGGGUGACGUCAGUGCUGGUUCAUGGCGCCGCCGCUGCCGCCGCAGCCCGUCGCUUAUUCUCUUGCCGCCGAACGGAGAGAUGUGCUCGGCCACGAUGGACUAUCCACAACUACAAUAAUAGCAGUACCAGCCAUAGUGGUAGCAUUACGAGUUGUGCCGUUGACGGACGUGGUUCUAGUGUUCGUUCAUUCACAGAUUGUCUGUCUGUUUAUGAGUGGAGUGCCCUAUCGCAGCGCGUAGAGCAGUGACAGCAAUAUAAUUGGCAUCGCUUUGACUGAUGAAUGAACUCUGAGUAACGGGAUUUGUUCGAUAGAAGGAACGAAGCUUCGAACGACAAACACAACAAAGCCAAAAGACAAUAUCUGAUUAGGGAAAUCACUUCCUGAUACUAUAGUUAAUAAUGGCAGAGAACCGUGCUCCAAAGAGUGGACUCGCGGCUGAGGCCCAAAAAAAGCUACUUUCGAAAUAUGACGCCCAACUGGCCAGUGAAGUUAUGGAUUGGGUAAAGCGUAUUGCUGGCGUAGACUUCGAUCCCAGCGGUGAAAUGGACAAUGUCCAUGAAGUGCUGAAGGACGGGACAAUCCUCUGCAAGCUUAUCAACGUGCUCAAGCCAGGAUCUAUUCCGGAGAAAAAAAUCAACGCAUCCAAGAUGGCUUUUAAGUGUAUGGAGAACAUAAACCUGUUCCUUGAUAAGGCCAAGGAAAUGGGCGUUAUGGCUGAGGAGACCUUUCAGACUGUCGAUCUAUGGGAGAAGCAGAACAUCCUCGCCGUCGUCAUUUGCCUUCAAGCACUCGCGCGAAAAGCACCGAAACACGGCGUCGAAGGCAUCGGACCAAAGGAGGCUCAAGGUAACAAGCGCAACUUUUCCGAGGAAGUUCUUAAAGCCGGUCAGAACGUGAUCGGGCUUCAAUACGGUUCAAACAAGGGAGCUAGCCAGUCCGGCAUGAGUUUCGGAAACACGCGGCAUAUGUAGAAUACAAUACUGCCUAUCUGACAGGAUCCACUUCGAAGCGGAUGCCCAAUGCAAAGGAAAUUUCGGUGCCAACUCAUAACGAAGAUUGUUUUUGAUUAACUUGAACGUGCUUACCCUCAGAUAAAACCUGUAGUACAAACCUCGUAUUAGGGCGACGCGAUAAAGCAAACUAACAGUUUCCAUGUUGAAUGUUUACACACUUCAAAAUCAGCUAAAACAGUUUUGCAGCAUUUGUCCGCAUAUUAUCUUCAAAAGACGAAAAGGAGAAGAUGUGUGCCUUUCAUAUAAUGCCGAAGCUGUCAAAAGUUGCAUAAAUUUAAUUAAACGUUUCUCGCUUACCGUUGGCUAUGAAGUAACUUCUUUGAUACCAGUCUGCACAGUUUAUGCAAAUGAGGUUGCGUCCAAUUAUCCGCUAGGUGAGGUCGCCUUGCAACCCGUGGGGCAGAUUUCCCUCUGUGAUUUUUAUGGAUGGAGCUUUGAUCGGGACAUAGCAAUGAAGCCUUGCAUAUCCGAGUGAUUUUCGCAUUUACACCGACUUUAUUUAUUUACAAAGACAUCCAACGUUUAAUGAAAGGUACUUCUAGGCUUCCUUACUUCUACCACUGGAUCUAUAAUAAGGUAUGUAAAAUCGUAAGUACUACAGGUGGAUGAUUUAAUGCGAGAUAGCGAAUCUGUUUUGAAUUUCUUAAUUCAAGACUCAAAAGAAAUAGUUAUCAGAAUCUAACCAUAAAAUACAUGUCUGCCGUAGUUAUACUUAACUCAAUGAAGCAUGUUGAGUGGUAUUCGAUUGAUAGCCCCUUUUUUACGUUAAAAUUUAUUUUUUUUAAUAAAAACCAGUGUUAUUUAUCAUUUAGAGAGCGCCGUACAUGCACUUCGUUGUGCCUCAUCUGCACGAUUAUUCCAAUUACUCGAUGAUAUUGUUGGAUUUCCCCCGUUGCUUAUGUUAUUCAAAAUGCAUUUAAACGCAAGUGGUAGAUCAAAUACACGCUAACUAAGUAAUUUAUCGAGUAAAUAUCUGUAGUUACCCGCAUAUAAACAAAUAAACAAAGGAAAUAUAAAAAAUUA
Messenger RNA from Varroa destructor (honeybee mite), 2138 nucleotides. RefSeq names its product transgelin calponin-3 (gene Chd64). Gene Ontology annotation, biological process: actin filament organization. The record is from RefSeq and is a predicted model, not a curated record. Gene Ontology annotation, molecular function: actin filament binding. Gene Ontology annotation, cellular component: actin cytoskeleton. Lineage: Eukaryota; Metazoa; Arthropoda; Arachnida; Mesostigmata; Varroidae.